Messenger RNA from Parascedosporium putredinis, 1287 nucleotides. NCBI's taxonomy places the organism in Eukaryota, Fungi, Ascomycota, Sordariomycetes, Microascales, Microascaceae. The record is from the annotation of a GenBank genome assembly.
AUGUUGCCAACAUUGGCAAAACUCGCAUCGCUCCUCGGGGUGACGGCCGUUACCGCCAAGGUAAUCGUCAUACCCGGCGGUGACCCGAAACCGUAUACGGGGCCGGCCGCCAUCACAUCGAUUGACACCUUUUUCCAAGAGAGCGUCAAAGGCGAAUUCACGAGCCCCGACACCGAGGUGCUCCUCUCGUCGCUCGAGUUUGAGGAUAUCACGGAGAAGACGGGCCUGCAACCCUCGGCGGACAGCUUCCUCCGAGGCGCGCUUCAAGCAUGGGGCCAGCACCUGCACCUGGUGAUCAGGCCUGAGGAGGUGUGGUUCACCAUUCUUGUGCAAAUGAACUUUUACAUGAACACGCACGCCGAGGAGAUUCGGGAUCUCUUUGUCGACCACGAAGGGAAAGAAAAGAUUAGCGUGGAGGACUAUACGUGGUACCUCGUGCUGGAGCGCUUCCAGUACGAAAUCCAGGACCGCGUCAAGACGGACUGGCUCCUCGAGUGGAUCCAACCCAACUUUACGACGACCACGGAGUCGGACCGCAUGACGGCCAACGUCCUGAUGAUGGGCCUCAUGAAAGCCUACUUCGACUACGAAGGCUCCAUCAUCUGUGGUCUCCCUUCCGUCACCCUCCUCGGCGAGAAGAGCGACUGGGAGGCCCUCUACGACAAGCUCGACCGCCUGAGCGAGUUCGGGGCGGAGCCCACCGAGUACCAGGCCCGGCUGCGGCCCAUCCUCUCGCGGACUUUGGAACAGCAUCGUGGUCGCCGAGGCGGGUGGAUCUGCGGCGACCCGCCUUACUUCCUCAACGGCUGGCUCACGGGGUUCUGGUACUGGGAUGCCUCUGGCCGAGAGUUUGCGCGCAACGACUACGGCGUGGCGACCUACGACGGCGUCACCUACGCCAGGGUGUCCAUUGAGAGGUUGCCCGUCGGCUACGCGCAGGCCGAGUUCACGAUGCUCGACUUUAGGGAGGUUGAGAAGUUCCAGGCCAUGGUCUUGGCUGGUACUCUGGGGAAGAGGAUCACGGAGGGUUACCCCGACGGCUAUAUCGAGGCGUAUAAGCGCGCGGCGAAAGCCAAGAGCGCCGACAAGAAGAACAAGGACGACGAUAACGACGAGGAAAUCGAGGUGGAUGAUGACCCCGCCAACCACGGCACGAUCCAGCCGAGCUCUGGAUGGCUUCUUUACGGCCCGGUCGACCACGAGAGGAACGCAACUUUGCCUCUGAAUGCCGAGCUGGGGCCCUACCGGGAUAUCUUACGGGUGACCUCUGCGCCAGCAGGCCAAUAG